This is a messenger RNA of Alnus glutinosa, 850 nucleotides long. Its product is annotated as protein RALF-like 34. NCBI's taxonomy places the organism in Eukaryota, Viridiplantae, Streptophyta, Magnoliopsida, Fagales, Betulaceae. The coding region runs from base 243 to 644 and encodes 133 amino acids. The transcript has a single exon. The record is from RefSeq and is a predicted model, not a curated record.
UUGAUGAGGCACAGCUGUAAACCUAAUCACUUCCCUCACCUUUCUCUCACUGCUGCAUGUGAUCCCUUGUCCUUGUCUCCCCCUCUACCGUCAAUCUCUCACUCACUGUACCAACGAAUGGCUCUCAAACCCCCUCACCCUCUCACCGUUGGGACAAAUACUCAAGCACCUACUCGGCACUAAACCCACUAGAGCUUCUUUUCACUCUCUCUCUCUCUCUCUUUCUCUCGCUGAGGCUAUCCAUGGCAUAUCCGGCUCUGACCAAGCUUCUCAUCCUCUGCUCUCUCCUUGUGUUCGUUCAAUUGGGUCCGCGUGUUCGGGCUCAGCUUGAGGAGACCAGCUUGAAGCUGAUGAGCGACGCGUUUGAGUGGCCGACGACAAUGUCGUCGCUGUACGACGACGAGUUUGGCGGCGAGGGGGAGGACGAGGACGACAACAAGGAUGGUGGGUCGUCAGGGCGUAGGUCUUUGUUCUGGCAUACAGUUGUAAGGUAUUACAUUUCGUACGGCGCGCUCUCGGCCAAUAGAAUCCCGUGCCCGCCUCGCUCUGGGAGGUCCUACUACACCCACAACUGCUACAAUGCCAGAACCCCAGCAAACCCUUACACUAGAGGCUGCUCUAGGAUCGCUCGCUGCAGGAGAUGAGAGUGGUCGAUUUGGGUUUGAAAUGCUCUUUUAUUCGAUUUAUGUUAAUGGGUAUGUGUGAGUUUUGUUGGGUGUGGGCUGAGAGUGUUAAGCCAUCUGGGUAGUGUGAGUUUUGGGUAUUACUUAGUCGGUAUUAUUAUCCAUUUAUGUAGACAAUGUGCUUAGACGCUUGCAUAUGUAUGGAAAUUUGGCCUGGUUUUUGGUUA